AUGGAGGUAGCAGGGAGAAAAUCCAAUCUUGAUACUAAUUGUCAAGGAUCAAAUGAAGACGAUGACGACUUCUACUGUGAUCCAUGUGAGAACGAAGGGGAACGACAACCAGCGGAAGGGUUCUGUGUAGACUGCCAGGAGUAUCUGUGUUCUUCCUGCUUUAAAAUACACCGACGUCCUUCACUGUGGCGUCACCACGUUCUCCUAGAUAAAUACGCGAUGCCUAAAACAAAGACGAAAGAACAGUUAAAUUAUGAAUGUACCGAACCAUGUGUUCAGCAUUCUACAAAGAUUUUAGAAUAUUAUUGUCAGACGCAUGAUCAGCUAGGCUGUCCAGUCUGUGUAACCGGAAACCACAGAACUUGCAACGAUGUAGAUUAUAUUCCACAUAUAGCAGGACAAUAUAAGGAAAGUUCAGAGAUAAAUGAAAUAUUUAACUCCCUUGAAAGUUUACAAGAAAAGACCGAUGAAUAUAUAUCUACACCGAACGAUGACAAAUUAAAGGUCGCUGCGUACGAAAAGAAUGCAAAAGCACGCGUAUUGCAACUGAGAGAUGAAUUCAAUAGCAUAUGUGAUAGGCUAGAAGAAGAUAUCGACACAAUAAAAGAAUCUGACGAAACGAAAAUUGAAUCCUGUAUCAAGACUUACGAGGACAUUUCAAAGAAAAUCAAAACACGCGUAGCUGUCAUGGAAAAGAAACGAACAGAGAUGAAGGUGUCUCAGCUGUUUACUGAAGCUAAACUGUCUAAAUUAUCAGUGGACGAACUCACCAAAGAGAUGGCAUCAGCAAGAGAUAAUGCAAAAAUUCGACACUAUGAGAUUGACUUUAAUGUAGAGGAAUUAAGUGAAGGUCUUAAGCUGAGUUUCCAUGACAACCGAAUAGAAGCAGUCAGGUCAGAAUUAAAGCACCAUAGUCCAUCAAAUUCUCAGAAUAAACUGGCAAGAAAUUCAAAACGGCGUGACACCACAGUUGAAGAUGAUCCGGAAGCAAAGGGCAGCAAUAUUUCAGCGUUGUUAGAUGAUAUCAUGAAGCUGCAGUCAAAUAAAACAGCAAAUGCACCUGGUCAAAGUGAAAAUGGGAGCAAACGAAAUGUUAAGGGUCCUACACUGACAUCCUUUGAAUAUUCACCUGGUCUCUCUUACUCAGAUGUUCGGAAUACUCAGGACACUAAAGGAAUAUUAAAGUAUGACCGAGAGUUUCUGUUGCAGUUUCGUACUUGCGCCUACGCCCUGCGGAAACCAGAACAUCUUCUUGAUGAUCCAGAUAUCAUUCUGGAUACGCCGAAUGAAGCCUCUUCUAAUGACAUACAAAAUGAUUUCAAUUCAAAAUAUGCAUGGACAGCUACUGCACGCAAGAAACAAUCAAAAUCGAAGGUUUCUAGCUCUGAAUUGGGUGCCUCUGAACUGAGUACACCAAGUAAGUCUAAUGCUGACCUGAGAGAGCAAUCACCAGUAAAUGUAUCACAGCCGCAGCAAACUCUGGGACACGUUAUAAGACCAGCUACUUCCAGUCAGCAGAACAUGUAUGCUAUGCCACCACCACUGCUACCUUACCAUGUGCCUUUGACAUAUCCGCAGUCUAGUGCAGCACAAUUAACAUAUCCCGGGCUACAAAAUGUUAUGAACCCAAAUAUGCAGGGAAUGCCGUAUCCUCUGCCUCCUGGUAUACCCUACAGUCCUCAAGGACCUCCGCAGAUUCCUCGCCCAUCGUUUACUCCGUUUGGUUUUGAGCAACAGUUUAUGGGUAUACAUGCCAAUGAUGAUCAACAAUCACAAAAGGUCCGUCCAAGCAACAGAAACACCUCGGCUGAAAUUUCAAAGGUAGGAGCUCAGUUGAACGACUUUAUCCUGAAGGAUAAAAAGGAUAAUGAAAUGGUUAUUGAAUGGAUCGACAGUAAUGUUGAUGUUUCAACUAGAAAACAGCCUCGAUUCAUACGUGCUCUUAUGACCGUGAUAUGUAAUAGCGCAAUUAAAGGAAACAAGGGCCAUGAGAAAUUAGAGCCAAAGGAAAUCAGCGCUAGGAAUGAUUUAAUACAGCGGUAUAUCAAUCAUGAAAGUGAGCUGGAACUACAAGCUCUUUACGCUGUACAGGCAUUUAUAACUCAUCUUGGACACCCUAAAGGGAUAUUGCGGGGAUUGUUCGACACAUUGUAUGACGAGGAUCUUAUCGGUGAAGAUGCAUUUUUUCAGUGGGAAGGAUCGAAAGAUGAGCCAGAAGGAAAGGAAGAAUGCCUGAAACAGACAAUACAGUUCUUAACUUGGUUAAAGGAGGAAGAUGAGGAUAGUUGAUUGGAUCGAUUGCUGGUGUUCAUCAUUAGUAACGUCAAAAUAAUUCAAAAAUAAUAUAGACUUUAAUUAGGUGAUUUUAUAAAAUUGUUGCAAGGCUACAAUAGGAAGGAAAUUUUGUACAUAUCAAAUAAACUUACGUCUAAAAAACCUACCAUUUAUCAUACACAACGCAUACAUAAGAUAAUAUAACGUUAGUCGAUGACCAUUUCAGACCAAAUAGAUCUUUAUCUGUAUGUGAGUUGUUCCUGUUCUACUUGUUUUGAAAUAACAAGCCCGACUACGGGUAUUAUUGACCAAAGGCAUAUGUAUACCGCCUUUUGUUAGUUUUAUUCUCAGACUGACAGUAAAAGUUUCAUUCGUUUUAAUUAUAAAAAUAUAUUUGAAAUCAGUCAGUCUUCUGUCUAACAAAAACAGUUCAUCGGUAACCGUCAAUGUAAACAGCUACACAAACGAUUUGUCUACCGAUAUCUUUCAAAAACCUUUGUUAAAUGAUGUAACCAUUCAUUUGUAAUUGCUGCUAACGGCAUGUGUGGUGAAACAGUAUAGUUCUUCAAUAUUUAUAUUAAUAGCUAGAAUGUAAUUGCAGUAGGGAGAAAAUAAAACUGUCAUUCCAUAAGUCUCAUGUUCGGUCCUUGGCCGAGCCGAAUGUUCGCUAUAGAGAUUUUGCAGAGAAAAAAGUAGGUAUUGUUUACUAGUAAAAAGAUAAUAAUUAUUUAUCGACAGUGUGUUUUCUGAUUGGUUUCUAACGUGGUAUAUCGAUUUUUCAGCUUUAUUGUUGAGUAAAACGAUCCUGGACUAACAUUUUUUCAAACAUAUCCACACUGGAUAACCGGCUAUGAGUGUCCCGACGCCCACUCGACAAAACAAUAACCCCGCUGUCAAUGGGUAGGUAGAGUUUUUUCAUUUAUUUCUAUUGAUACGAAGCAAAUCCUUGAAAUUCAACUUGGCGGUUUUGUUAAUGAAUGGACAUACUUCUGAUCUGAAAACGAUCUUUAUAUUUUUUAAAUUUCCUAACAAUUUCUUCAGUCUGAAAAAUCUUACAAAAUUAUGUGUGAAAUGUCCGUGUUCUACAUUCUUUCUGAAAAUAAUAUAAGCCGUUAAAUCAAAUACGGCUGUAUGCAUACCUUUGUGUUACUGGGAACUGGUGAUUUCAUCAGUUUCAUUUCAUACGGCUUUGUCAAAUAUGACUAUAUUCCUUUACACCCUGACUGAAUUUUUCUAAGAGCUCGCGUAAUUGCCAUUUCUUCACCUUGCGAAAGAUACCAUAAAAAGUUUAGUUUAGUUUGUUGGAUUUACUGUCACACUGACGUAUAGCGAUUAGUUCAUAUAGCGAUUUUUCCAGCUUUUGAAAGUGGAGGAAGAACUCAGGUGUCUCUCCAGGAUACUAUAAAAAGUACUUUUACCGCGGGUUUUGCAAGUGUAAAUGAUUGCUUUUGGUAGUUACUCCUUUGAAUAUCGUUUGAUAAAUUAAGUAUUUAAUUUAUAAUGUCGUACAUUUGAUAUUACGAUUCAUUUCAAUUAUGCUAAUGAGAGAGGAUCACAUUUUAAAUGCAUUUCUACCUUUAAUAAUGAUAUUUCCUCUGACGAAUUUUAUAAGAGAAUUUGUUUUACAAGUUCAAGUUUUCUGUACUUUAUCACUUCAUUUGAAUGAACGUGCAAUAAAUGUUGUAUAAUCUCUUCGAAUGUUUUAAAUCCACAUAUGCAUUAAUAACAGUUAUGCAGUUCUUUAUAUUUUUCUUUUUUACAGUAAUUAUUUGUGAUUCUUUUACUGUAUACCAAUCCUCGUUCACCCCUGUAGGUAUUAGACUACUAUUUUCUGUUGUAACGGAUAUAAUACUUGUAACACCUGUAUCAAACUCGUACUGAAUUACACACUCCAAACAUUUCAGUCGUGUAUCCAACUUUUCCCUUUUUAAAAUUCAAUUCUUUCUCCUUAUACCUAACGCGUUUGUCAUCAUGUUUUUAUUAGAUGAUGUAUAAUCUCUUUGAACCCUUCAAACACUGCUGAACAAUAGUAGCAGAUGUACAAAGGAAACUGUGUGUGUACAAUAUCCCGAAACAACUGGCAACUUAAUAGUAUUUAAAUAGUACAGCAUUUAACUGAUUUUAAGACUAGAAUUCAUUUAUUACGUGAACCAAGUUAUUUAACCCUUAAUGUUAAUGCUUAGCAAUAUUUGUAAUUCAGCCACUUAAUCCUUAAUAUGUUUUAUUAAAAAAAAACAGGUCCAAGAGUCCCAAAGGAAAGGCCACAUUAAAACAAGUUAAAUUGUCGUGUAAUACAAAGUCAAUUUGAAUCGAAAAUGCAGCAUUGACCUUGGUCUUAUUCUAUAUAGCCCUAUGGAAUUUCUGAAAAUAUAACGAUCAUUUUCAGACCAGAAGUUGUAAAUGUAAGCCAUAUUCAUGCCGAGUUGAAUUGCAAGAAUUUGUUUCGUACCAAUAGAAAUAAAUGAAAAACUCUACCUACACAUUUACAGUUGGUUACUUUUCCAGCGGGUUUUUUUGUCCAGGGGCGUAUGGAUAGUCCGGUAUCCAGUGUGAUAUCAUUUGCAAUAAUAUUUAUGACACUUAGAAUUACAUUUUUAUUCUUUUCACUUUUUAACAAUGCGUUCAAAUGAUUUGUUCUGAUAUCGUAUUCACAUAAAUCAUAUCUUAUUAUCUCAUUUGAAAAGUAUAUUUAUAGCACAGACAAAGAAGAGUUAUAGUUAUAAUUGAAAAAUAAUAAAUGAUUUAAGUAGCA
This is a messenger RNA of Mercenaria mercenaria, 5026 nucleotides long. RefSeq lists its product as uncharacterized. Gene Ontology annotation, biological process: positive regulation of DNA-templated transcription. Gene Ontology annotation, molecular function: ubiquitin-protein transferase activity; zinc ion binding; protein binding. Lineage: Eukaryota; Metazoa; Mollusca; Bivalvia; Venerida; Veneridae. The record is from RefSeq and is a predicted model, not a curated record. Gene Ontology annotation, cellular component: nucleoplasm; chromatin. The coding region runs from base 1 to 2289 and encodes 762 amino acids. The transcript has 11 exons.